AUGAAGAACAACAACCAAAACCAAAACCUCGGUCGCAUGUUUUCAAAUCCCCUCAGCGAGAUCCAAACCAAUACUACUCGUCGCAGUUGCAGCAACGUAACAGACAACAAGGAAAACACCAAUGUCAAUGUUUUUCCUUCUCUUCCAAAAUCCAAAUCGUUAUCAACCAGAAUUGUUAAGCCUUCUUCAUUACAGUUCUGCAUGCAAAUCAACGAUUCUUCUCACUUUUCUAACUCUCUCAAAAUCUGGGACUACUCUGAUUCCGAAGCUGCUCCUGCUUCCUCUUGGUCCACUUUACCUAACAAGUCUUUGAUUUGUAGACCAUUACCUAUAGAUAUUGGAAGAUGUACAUGUGUUAUUGUCAAAGAACCAAUCCCUCAGGGUCUCUCUGCAACCACCUUCUUCUCUCUAUACACCUACGAAGGUCAGGGACGGCAGAAUAGGAAACUGGCUGUAGCCUGCCACAGGCGGCGGAGAAAUGGAAAAUCACAGUUCACAGUAGCUCAGAAUGUAAAAGGAUUACUCUCUUAUUCGGACGAAACUUUCCUUGGGACAGUAACGGCGAACCUCACUGGCUCAAAAUACAACAUUUGGGAUCAGAAACAUCUUCCUAAUUCCAAAUCCAAUAGUAAUCAAUCGAAUUCAAAGCAGCCUCUUGCUGUUGUUGAGUAUGUACCUACAAUACCAACAUGUACAGGAACUCAUAGAAGCAUCAAAGCAUAUAUACCUAAUCAUCAAUCUAUGUCUUUCAAGAACACUUCACAGGUGCAACAUAUUAAGGGUUUGCCACUGAAUUGGAAGGGAAAGUUGGACAAAGUUCAUCAACUAUACUCAAAGGAUCCACUCUACAACAAGAGUACAAAGCAAUUUGAGCUUGACUAUAGAGAUAAAGGAAGGACAGGACUUGUUAUUCAGAAAUCAGUUAAAAACUUUCAGCUCACUUUAGAGGAGAAUGGGAAGCAGAUAAUUUUGCAGCUAGGGAGGGUGGCAAAAUCUAAGUUUGUUAUGGACUAUAGAUAUCCUCUGACUGGUUACCAGGCGUUUUCCAUAUGUUUGGCUUCCAUUGAUGCAAAACUUUGUUGCAUAGUGUAA
This is a messenger RNA of Lathyrus sativus (Indian pea), 1092 nucleotides long. Lineage: Eukaryota; Viridiplantae; Streptophyta; Magnoliopsida; Fabales; Fabaceae. The record is from the annotation of a GenBank genome assembly.